Molecule: messenger RNA, 990 nt
Organism: Entrophospora sp. SA101
Lineage: Eukaryota; Fungi; Glomeromycota; Glomeromycetes; Entrophosporales; Entrophosporaceae
Source: the annotation of a GenBank genome assembly
AUGGAAGUUAUACAGGCUGAUUUAUGUUAUAUGCCACAUGAUCGAGUUGGAAACAAGAUAUAUAAAUAUGCUCUUAAUUGUGUAGAUAUAGCAAGUCGAACUAAGUGGACUUAUCCUUUGACUGAUCGAGAUUCUGCUAGUGUUGCUAAAGGAUUUUUAAAACUUUAUAAAUUUCAUAAUUUUCCUCUUACACAACUAAAGAUAUUGCAAACAGAUUAUGGUUCUGAAUUUUACGGAAAAUGUGAAAAGUUAAUGAUUAAGUAUAAUAUAGAAAUUAGUAGAAGCAAAUCAAAAAAAAGACAAGGUAUAGUUGAAAGAUAUAAUCGAACUUUACAGGAGUGGUCAUUCUAUAUUCAAGAUGGUGUAGAGUUGUUAUUACCUCCAAUGGAACGUUGUAGAGCUUGGGUGAAUGAUCUUCCUAUAUUUCUUGAAAAGAUAGAUAAUACUAAAACCCGAUUAAUUGGUAUGUCUCCUGCUGAAGCUCGAAAAUUAAAACAUGAUAAUCCAGAAUUACAAUUUGAAUGGCUUGAAACAAUUCAAAAAACAAAAUCUGACGCCAGUCGAGGAUAUUUUGUAAAUAUAAAAGCGCAUUUUCCUAUAGGUACUCAUGAUAAACUUAAGGAUUUGCCACCAGCAGUUGAAAAUAUUGCAGUAAAACAUGAUUGGCUUAGUUAUCAUAAUAAAGAGCAAAUAAAAAAAUUAGAUAAUAAUCGAUUUUCAUCAACAAAGAAAUUAGUUACUCAUCUUGGCCCAAGGGAUAAUUACGUUAUACAUUAUCUAGAGCUUCAAUAUUAUGUAAAAUUGGGUUUAGUUAUAGAUGAAUUAGGUCCCACACUUAAAAGACGGACUGUAGCCGUGCAUAAUGUAAAUGUCUCCAGAUAUCAUUCAGACAAUGGAAGCGAUAUAAGAAAAAUGCUAGAGAGUCAAAGAAAGCCAUUUCGGGAUUUACUUGAAAAAGAAUUUGAUAAGCGCGGACAAAGACAAAAAUAG